AUGCUGUGCCGGCUCAGCGUUAGGUGGCUGCGGCCCCGGCCUCCCCUGCAAGUCCGUGUCCUGGAGCCAUCGCUCGCACGGGCCCCCGCGGGCGGCGCCAGUCGCUCCGCUCUGCCAGUGUGGGCGGUGGCGUCGGUCUCCGCAGUUGGCCCGAGCGGCGCGGGAGGCUGGUACGAGGCCUUGGCUACGUCGGCGCCGGUACAGGGCGCAGAGGACGUGCUGCUCUUGGCCCACACCGCCUCGGGCCUGCCCUGGUGGGGCAGCAUUCUCCUCACCACCGUGGCCCUGCGCGGGGCCGUCACGCUGCCCCUGGCCGCCUACCAGCACUACAUCCUGGCCAAGGUGGAAAAUUUGCAGCCAGAAAUAAAAAACAUUGCACAACGUCUUAACCAAGAAGUUGCAGUUCGUGCACAUCAGUUGGGAUGGUCCAAGAGAGUUGCCAGGCUCACUUACCUAAAGACUAUGCGGAGGCUUGUUUCAGAGCUCUAUGUUCGGGAUAACUGCCACCCCUUCAAAGCAACUGUGCUGGUCUGGAUUCAGCUUCCAAUGUGGGUCUUCAUGUCUGUCGCUCUCCGAAAUUUUAGCGCAGGGGCAGCACACUCAGAAGCAGGUUUUUCUGUUCAGGAGCAGUUAACUACUGGUGGGGUCCUGUGGUUUCAUGACCUCACUGCUCUGGAUUCCACUUGGAUUCUUCCUGUUUCCGUUGGUGUCAUCAAUUUAUUAAUAGUGGAGAUUUUUGCUCUGCAGAAACUUGGAAAGGCUCGUUUUCAGAAGUAUGUUACGUACUUUGUUCGUGCAGUGUCAGUGUUGAUGAUUCCAAUCGCGGCGACAGUACCUUCAUCCAUCGUCCUGUACUGGCUGUGCUCCAGCUUCAUGGGCCUGUCACAGAGCUUGCUGCUCCGUUCUCCUCGGUUCCGCCAACUCUGCAGGAUCCCGUUGACCAAGUUAGAUUCAGACACUCCUUACAAGGACCUCCUGGCUGCCUUUUACUCCAAGUUCAUUUCAAGACAAUCACGUACUUCCUAG
Molecule: messenger RNA, 1026 nt
Organism: Rangifer tarandus platyrhynchus (Svalbard reindeer)
Lineage: Eukaryota; Metazoa; Chordata; Mammalia; Artiodactyla; Cervidae
Source: the annotation of a GenBank genome assembly